AUGACACUUUCAACUAAUCACCAUUUCAUACUAUCAGUAAGCUUGCAAACAUUUUGUGAAAUGUUGACAAGGAUGUCACCUUGCCCAAGGGUUCCAUUCAUGCCUCUGCGGCGACUGUCUCCCUUCGGCCGCAGUUGA
Molecule: messenger RNA, 138 nt
Organism: Nezara viridula (southern green stink bug)
Lineage: Eukaryota; Metazoa; Arthropoda; Insecta; Hemiptera; Pentatomidae
Source: the annotation of a GenBank genome assembly